AUAACCGACAAUUCAAUCACAUACGACCAUAAAAUCUGGAAAACUCGGGAUCCCGUCCGCUCUCCCAUAGAUAAGCCGGAUAUUGCCAGAUUAGUAGUUGGGUCGGUGACGACCAGCGAAUCCCUGGUGUUGUAUGUUUUUUUUGUUGUUUGUUGCUGCCGCUGCUCAAGUCUCAUUGGUCCUAAGAAAACACCAUUAUUUUUUUGUGAGAUUUGAUUACAGUAUCUAUGUAAGGGCUAACAAUUAUGCAGGCGACAUGGACAAGCCCAUCUACCGAUACUAUGCUGAGCGUAAAUGGCGUGGCAUGCCUUAUCGUAUCAUUACGCAACGUAUCAAGCAGCUCAACAUUGUUCCCGAUGUGUUGCCCAAGUUUGAGCCCAUCGCGGAUGUUCAACUUUUCUUCCGACGAAUCAAGGUUACUCCCGGUGAAAUCCUUAAUUCCAAGAUUACAGAGGUGCCGCCUCGCUUGAAAGUUCAAGUCUUCAAUCCGGGCGAACGUCUUGUCUCCGUUGUAGUUAUGGACUCAGAUGUUCCCAACGCGGAGACGGACUCUUUUGAUAGGCGGUGUCACUAUCUUGCGGCAAAUGUCCCUAUCUCUCCCAACCAGCCUUCUCUACCCCUAGGUAAGGUCAACAAGGAGACCCAACUCGCCGUACCGUGGCUCCCGGCAUUCUCUCAAAAGGGCGCCCCGUACCACAGAUUAUCGGUGUUUGUUCUAGAACAAAAGCCAGGGGAGAACUUGGAUAUUGAGAAGUUGCGGGAGUUAUACUCCAGCCGAGACGGAUUCAGUCUCAAGAGUUACCGAGACAAGUUCGGUCUCACACCAGUUGGCUUUAACAUCUUCCGGACUAUCUGGGAUGAGAAUACCGCCGCUGUCAUGGAGAAGGCCGGUAUUCCUGGUGCCGAUAUCCAAUUCAAGUUCAAGAGGGUGUACUCUCUCAAGGAAGAGAAGAAGCCAAGGGGAUGGGAAGCCAAGAGACAGAAGCCCAAGUACAGAAGCUUAUGGAAGUACAGCAAGAGGAUCUAUGGUUACGCUCAUGGCCGUCGAUAAUUAUAUUAUCGGACUUAAUGUAUCAUAUGUACAUAUACCAAAAGAGACGAAUGAUAGAUGGACCGUGGUCGCAUCA
Molecule: messenger RNA, 1127 nt
Organism: Daldinia caldariorum
Lineage: Eukaryota; Fungi; Ascomycota; Sordariomycetes; Xylariales; Hypoxylaceae
Product: PEBP-like protein
Exons: 1
Coding region: 134-1051 (305 amino acids)
Source: RefSeq, a predicted model, not a curated record